CACCACUACAGCCUGCGCUUCUCCGCUGACAGCGGUGCCUUUGCCCUGUUCCUGCAGUUCCCUCCCGCAAACAGGCUGCUCUCCCCCGAGACCGGAGUCAGCGUCUCUGCCCACAACGUGGUUGUGGAGCUGGCCAAGGCCCCCGACAGCACCGGGCCCUGGGAGAAGUUCAGCUUCGGCCUCGACCCCUCCGCUCUGCAGGAAAGAUUGUUUGUCACUGAAGAGAACAUUGAUGGAUUUCUAGGCACUGCUUUAUGCCCUUCUUCUUGCUCCCAAUCAGCACUGGAAAGCCAGCCAUUAAUUGAAGUGCUGGAGGUUUCUGAGGACAGAAUUCAAAUCAGGGUGGAGCCACAGGAACGUGAUGGAGAAGGAACACUUGGCAGCUCAGGGGGAGACCUUGCUGGAAAGACCAACGGUGACUACCCCGAAACAAAGGCAGAAACAAACUGCCCUGCAGCUGAUGGAGAACGUGCUGCAGGAACCAACACGGCUCCCACAGCUGAAACAAUAGGAAAAGUAGGUUGUAGUUCACACCAUUGUUUGGAGCACGAACCUCCUGACACCAGUUCAGCGAGUGCCGGUGAAUCUGGGAGAAAGGAACCAGAUUUAGAAAGUGCUGCCGCAGCAGGCGACACGGCCCCGGCCCCGGGCUCUGCAAAACAAGGAGAGCUUCUGCCAGGGGGGCAGGAGGCAGUGGAAGGGCACGAAGAGGCUGAACCCCCAGGGCUGGACAGCAGGGCAGCCUCCCCUCUCCUACGAGAAGUGAACCUUGAGGACGGGAGCGUGUGGGUCCUCAGGGAUCACGUAACGCGCUGCCCCGUCGUGUUUCAGAAUUCCUUGCUGUAUGAGUUGGAUUAGUUUAAUGGGUUUAGGAUUUCCUUCUGUUGUUUGAUGCCUUUUGUGACUUCCACGUGCUGGUGGGUGACUUCAGGCCUCAGAGGUCCCCACUGGAACUGUUUCAGCAUCAAAACCUUACGUUGUUACAAUUUUUGCAGUUAAUAGAUCUGUUUUCUAAUCACAUGUAUGGGCUGAAGUAGUUUUAUUACAAGAAGGAUGCAGUUGGAAGUGAAUCUGAGCUCCUGGAAGAAAAUGCAUCUUCAUUGUUUACAUAACUUUUUUAUUCUCUUACCAGAUUUCAGGGAUUAUUUGUUUAUAUCCUUGGUCUAAUGGCUCCCUUGGGAAUUGAGCAGUAUUCAUCAUUUUUCAAACCUUUCAUUUUGUGAUAACUGCAGGAUUAGACUCGCAGUGAUUUUUAGCAAUCAAAUGAAAUUUCUAAUUACCCGGAGAAGUUCUAAUUAGUCUCCUAGAAAUAAUCAACAGCUACACCCUGUAUUCCAUCCUAGUGCAGUGCUUUGCAGCACCCAGACAUCCCCCAGCUGAACAAAUUCCAUUGCACAUUAACAACAUCCUCUGGGUGCACGUGUGCUGUGAAGUAUUUACAAUUUGGGAGGCGGAUUCACUUUAUCCAGAUUUAUUUUCACAGUUUCCCUUGAGUUUCCCCAUGCUCGUUGCUGGUUCACCUCUCUAAAGUGCCAUAACCAAAAGAACACAUCUAAUAAUAAACUUCCAGUUCCCUUUC
Manacus vitellinus (golden-collared manakin) is the source of this 1579-nucleotide messenger RNA. It is a transcript of the gene DNAAF2, whose product is annotated as dynein axonemal assembly factor 2. The record is from RefSeq and is a predicted model, not a curated record. The annotation marks the transcript as partial. NCBI's taxonomy places the organism in Eukaryota, Metazoa, Chordata, Aves, Passeriformes, Pipridae. The transcript has 3 exons.